This is a messenger RNA of Mytilus trossulus (common blue mussel), 1788 nucleotides long. RefSeq lists its product as uncharacterized. The coding region runs from base 61 to 1749 and encodes 562 amino acids. The record is from RefSeq and is a predicted model, not a curated record. Gene Ontology annotation, molecular function: protein binding; zinc ion binding. NCBI's taxonomy places the organism in Eukaryota, Metazoa, Mollusca, Bivalvia, Mytilida, Mytilidae. The transcript is spliced from 2 exons.
UUACAACCUUCCUGGUAAACCAAACAGGAAUGAAUAUAUCAAGCUAAAAGCUUAUGUCUAAUGGCGACAUCCUCUUCAAACUGUGGUGUUUGUGACCUCCGUCACAUUAAAAAGCCAUCAAUAGUCUGGUGUACAGAAUGUGACGAGGGACUUUGCACAGAAUGCCAGGAACAUCACAGUUUUUCUAAGGCAUCGAGAAGGCAUAAAGUGAUAGCUAUAAAUGAAUACCAGGAGUUACCAAGCGAUGUAAUAAACAUUACGCAGUACUGUAUCGAACACAACGAAAAGUUUCAAAUAUAUUGCCAAAAACAUGAAUGUCCCUGCUGCAGUAAGUGUGUUGUAGAAAGCCACAAAGGAUGCCAGGAUAUCGUCAACUUAGAUGAAGCCAUUCGUGAUGUCAACACCUCCAAUGCCCUUUACGAGAUAGAGGAAACAUUAGUUGAAUUAGCCGAAAAUCUGCAGAAAAUUCACCAGCAGAAACAUGACAACAUGACGACAUUGAAAGCCAGUAGAAAGGAAAUAGAAAAAAAAUUAAAGCAGACCAGAAAAGAGAUCAACAACCAUCUCGACAAAUUACAAGAAGAUUCCAUGAAACAACUCUAUGCGAUAGAAGAAAAAGAAAACUCCAAAAUUUGUCAGUUAUUGUCAUCAUUAGAAAAAACACAAAAAGAAAUAGCAGAAUGCCAGACAAAAAUUGGGAAUAUAAAGACACACGCAACGGAUCUUCAGAUGUUUCUCUCAAUGAAGCAAAUAGAGAAAGAUGUCGAUACCAAAGAUAAAUUCCUGCAGUCGCUUGUAGAAGGCGAUACCAUGAAGCAGAUUUCUCUUUCAUAUAAGAUCAACACUUCUAUCCAGAAUAUUAUGACCGAUAUAUUAGGUUUUGGAGAAGUGCGUAUUGAACCUAAAUCUUGCGAUAUUGUUCUGAUCAAGAAAAAGACCAAACAAGCCCAGUAUAUGGUACCACCAGUUCCAACGAUACCAAUUGAAAAUAUAAAGCUUACACUACACAAGACUGUCAAUACGGAAGGAGACUCCAUCUUUGGGUGUUGCAUGUUGCCUGAUGGUAGAUUGGCGUUUACUUACUGCCUGGAUUGGACAGUUAAAGUAUUCACUGAUUUGGGAUUAAAAGACUUCGAGGUAAAGGUGUCGGAUGGAGUGUUUGAUAUCGUGUACAACAGUGAGGACAAUUCAUUGGCUGUUUCAUCUGGUGGUUCCAUAAAUCAGUGUAUUACCAUUAUAGACUUGGAAAAGAAACAAAUCAGGAAAACAAUUUCACUGGAUUCGGAAAACUAUGGCAUAACACUGAACGAAAAUCGAUUGAUUUAUUCUAGUAAAGACAAAGGUAUUCAAAUGAUUAAUCUGCAUGAUGAGUCUAUAACUGUCAUAGUCCAAGACAAAAUGCCCAGUUCAUGCUACACUGCAUCAUUUAAGGACAAAAUAUAUCAUACAAACAGGGCAACUGACACCGUCACAUGUUAUAAUCUACAAGGUCAACUGCAAUGGACAUUCCAAAACGAAAGCGUUCUGCAGAAUCCACAUGGUAUUGAUGUAGACAAGGAUGGAAAUGUCUACGUAGUGGGGCGUACUUCAAGUAAUGUUGUCGUGAUAUCCCAUGAUGGACAACGACAUAGAGAAGUUAUACAAGUUGGUGAUGCUUCAACUGAUCGUACCUCACUUCAUUAUAGCAGGCAACAACAUCAGUUGCUAGUCGCGGAGUUCGACACGGCUCAUGUGUUUAAUCUUAUUUGAAAGCGUUUACAGUUUACACUACUUUAUCUUUAAACAUUU